AUGUCUCGAAAAGAGGAUUUAAUAAUUGAAUAAAACCUUAUAAAGUUAAACUAGAAGGUUAGAAACUUUUAGAUAAAAGAGCAAAGACUUCAAAUUACUAAAAUUGUUAUUGUUAUUGUUAUUGUUAUUGUUAUUGUUAUUGUUAUUGUUAUUGUUAUUGUUAUUGUUAUUGUUAUUGUUAUUGUUAUUGUUAUUGUUAUUGUUAUUGUUAUUGUUAUUGUUAUUGUUAUUGUUAUUGUUAUUGUUAUUGUUAUUGUUAUUGUUAUUGUUAUUGUUAUUGUUAUUGUUAUUGUUAUUGUUAUUGUUAUUGUUAUUGUUAUUGUUAUUGUUAUUGUUAUUGUUAUUAUUGUUAUUAUUAUUUUAUUUUAUUCUUAUUAUUUAUUUAUUUUAAUUACUAUUGUUAUUGUUAUUGUUAUUGUUAUUGUUAUUGUUAUUGUUAUUGUUAUUGUUAUUGUUAUUGUUAUUGUUAUUGUUAUUGUUAUUGUUAUUGUUAUUGUUAUUGUUAUUGUUAUUGUUAUUGUUAUUGUUAUUGUUAUUGUUAUUGUUAUUGUUAUUGUUAUUGUUAUUGUUAUUGUUAUUGUUAUUGUUAUUGUUAUUGUUAUUGUUAUUGUUAUUGUUAUUGUUAUUGUUAUUGUUAUUGUUAUUUUCCAUUAAGUUUUUAUUAAAUACUCCUUAAUAAAGCAUUAAAAUCUUUAUUAUCUUCUUACUUUAUUUUAUUUAAAAAUGAAUCUAAAACCUGAUUAAUUUUAUUAAGGAAAAUAAAUAUAAGUCCCUUUAACUCAAUUGUAAAUUUAAGCAAUAAAUUUUAAUCAAAACACAUAAAAUUUAUAGUUUCAGUAAUUCUUUUCAAUGAAAUUUUCGAUAAUUAAUCACUAGAAAGUAUUUAGCAAACACUUUAAAUAUUUAUUUUUUCACAAAAAGAGUUUUUAUAUUCAUAAAAAUAAGUAAAGUAUUUCUUAUUAAUAUUAAAUAGUAAUUUCGUAAUUAAUUCAAGUAAAUUAUUAUUAUUAAAAAUAUGUUAAUGAGUUAACAAAUUAAUUAAAUUUUAAAACGCGAAUCCACUCUAAAUAAAGUACAUUAUAUUUUUUUCCGAAACAACGUUAAGUAUAAAUAAAAUCUUUUCCGCAACAUUAAUAUAUAUUUAUUUUUUAUCUUAAAUAUUCUCACAUUUGCUUUAAUAAAUUACUUCUGGUACAAUAUUAAUUCCAGUUUAAAAACUUCCAUUCAAAAUAUUCAUAAAUAUAUCUAAAAUUCUACUUUCUGUGAAAGGAUUUUCACAUAUACAAGCUAAUAAGUUAUAUGGAUAAUUUAAAAAUUCUUCUUUGUCAACAUAAAAUAAUUAAAUUAAUAAUUCUAAUAAUGUAUCUUCUAUCUUUCCAAUUUUAACUUGUAAAGUUUUAUCUUUUAAUAUAAUUUCACGUUUAUUUUUCAUUUUUUAACAUUUUUUUUUUGCCUCUUCUUUUUAUGCUUAUUCUUAUAGUUUUUUUAAUUCUUUUGCUUUGUUCUAAGUCUACUAUCUAACAUUAAAGUCUUAUCUUUAAACUCUUUAUCUUAAAAUUAAUGCUUCUCUUCUCAAAUCUGGAGGAAGACUUUCCAAAACAUCCUCAGAUGCAGUAAGAAGAAUUUCAUCUCUUAAAUUAGGAG
This is a messenger RNA of Ichthyophthirius multifiliis, 1644 nucleotides long. RefSeq lists its product as hypothetical. Lineage: Eukaryota; Ciliophora; Oligohymenophorea; Hymenostomatida. The record is from RefSeq and is a predicted model, not a curated record. The transcript is spliced from 4 exons.